GGGGCUGUGGGCGUUUGUAGCUGCUCGGUAGUUAGUAAGUAGGGACACCUGAAAUGGGUUAAUAUUUAUUAUGACUAAGUUCGCAACAUCAGACUCACUUGUAGGAACGCAAGCAGCCGGGUGUGAUGAGGGACGUUGGUGAGGCUGGGGCAGGUGGCGGUGACGUCGAUGACGAGACGGUCGAGAAGAGAGGAAUUCGUGCGCGACUGGCAAUGUUUGAGAAACUCACCGGACAUCAUACGGCAUAUGUGAGGGAUGUUGAUGGUACGAGUGAGGAGUUUGGUGACGAGACCAAGGAUGAAGUUAGUGUACAACAGUCUAUGGAUGACGAGCAACGAAGCGAUACAUAUGAGCAGCGGGAAUAUGAAGAAGAAGACACAACAGUGAUGAUAAGGCAGGCAGCAGAGGCAGCAGCAGCAGAGGAUGUAAUUGAAGCAAGCGAAGAAUAUAAACCAGAUGAAAGCAUUAGCCUCGAAGAAACUGCAAACGUAGAAAACGUGGACGAGGCCUCGACUAUAUUUGAAGUUGACAUGGACGAGGCAGCUGCAGUGGAAGUUGAAGUUAAUGUUGAGGUGGCAGAGGACAGUGAGAAAAGUGACAUCGAAUUGUCAGAUGAUGCACCAACAGAAGAACGUGAAGAAGAACUUGGUACCCAGUCUGAAGUGAAAGAACAUGAAGAUGCGAUGGCUGAACAUGAAGAUGUGAUGGCUGACGUUGUUGUUACGACACAGGAAUAUCUAGAGACGCAACCUCCACCACCACCAGUACUAGAUGAAGAUGUGAAGAAAGAAGAAGAAGAAGACAUCGUGGCUGGUGAAGAUGGUGAUACCUCAAGUGCUGCAUCUCAUGUGGUAUCCAGUACAUUAGACGUUAGACUGUCACCCAGUCGUCAUCGGUCUGAUGCACCUACUGAUGAAAAAGUUGAAGAACCUUGUCAAACGAUGCAGCAGACGUUUGUUGAGUUUGAAGCUGGUGCUACUGCAAUGGCAAGCACCGAACUGAGUCGUUCGGAAGCUUUUGUAACACUUACACAGGUUAAUAGAGAACAAGAGAAGAAAGGAAGAGGAGAGAGUCUCGAUGACAUAGAGAAGACAGUUGUUGUACAGAACAAAAGUGAAGUGCAUGGAGAGGCUGUGAAACAGCAAGAAGCACGCGGUAAAACACACAUUAAGUUUGCUGCAUGUGUAGAGAAACCUUUUACAGACCCUUUGGAUCAGUUUCGUAGGAAGAGUAGGCAACAGCUACAUCCACGCUUUUCUGAUGGCAGUUUGAAAGAAUAUGAAGAGACAAUGGGAUUGAAACGUGAGCCAGUGCCUGGUGAAGUUCCAGACUGGACUGACAUUCAGUUGAGGCACGUUGAUGAAGAUCAAAAUGUGCAAGAAACAGGAAGUAAUGACGAUAAAGAAGAAGAACGAUCAGAAGUGAAAGAAUGGAAGAGAGCACAGUCCAAAAAAUUCAGCAUCAAAUCUCGUAUCAAAGUGUUUGAACAAAUUACACAAGAAGUGAGUCCUGCCACAAGCCCUGCUACUAGUCCAACAAGAACAUCUCAACAUGAGGCUUGGAAGAGUUUUCAUGUUAUGCCGACUGUAAGUGAACAAGCCAGUGUAGAUAGGCAGUCGAGUCCAAUUAAGGAAGAAGUAGAGAUGAUGAGAGUUGAACUAGUGCAAAGUGCAGUCAUUCCUGAUAUUAUUAUUCCUUCACAAGGCAGUGGGUCAUUGGACUCUGAUGAUGAAGAACAACUAGUUGUAUCUUCUACACCUACGAAAGCUCGUUUAGAAGAUAAUGCAGAGCAAACCACAAAAGUCAAAGUUUUACAGAGUGAAUUACCAUUACCGGCCCCUUCUCUGCAGUUGGAAUUAUCUGAGGUUGUUACAGAGAUGGUUAGGACACCCACGUCCCAGAAAUCAGUAGACAAGAGUUACCUCUUAGAAUCAAUGGAGGAAGUUGAUGAUUAUGUGGUGUAUCAGUCAGAUGAUGUAGAGGAAGCGGACUGGUCAGGUGAGGAAGAUGCGACUGAACGUAAACAACCUGUAGAGGAAAGACAGAAUGUGGAGGAACCGAGUGAAACUCAUAUGCAGUCGGAUGUCGAGCAGACACCCAUAGUGACCCUCGAUGACUUACAACCUCGAGGAGUAAGUCAGUGGAAACUGGUGUACGGUGUGACACCAACAGUUGAAAUAUCAAGUGAGGAUGAUGACCACACCAGUUCUAGAUCACAUGCACGAAGUAUGGAUGAGAUUCAAGAAAUAUCAGAGGAACAGUUGGAUGAAGUGGAUAUCCCACCACACUCAACAGCAACAACUUCUAAGGGAAACGUCCAAAUGGUAAAGAAAUUAUCAAUCGAGUCGGAUGAGUCGUCGUCGAUCAUCAUCACCGAUGACGAUGAGAGUGUAACUGAGCUGGCUACUGAAUUUCUUCGAUCUGGUGAAGUUUCUAAUGACAAAGUCAAGCCAAUGGAAAUCAAGACGGAUGGUUUAGUUCGUGUUGUGAUAUCAGAGUUCUCACCAGACGAUUGCAAAGAUCACGAAGCACGAGAAACAGAGCAACGUCUUAUCUCCCAGCAGCCGUCUGCCCCAGCCCCCAUCCCACCAGUCACAACAGCAAGACCUCCUUCAGAGCCAGAAGCAAUGAAUGAGGCUGCGGCUGCUACUGCAGAUACAGCCAAGAGUCGAGAACGUACGCCUGUUACUGUGAGUAGGGAACCGUCACCGGUUGUGUCAGUGACAUCGGAGCCUCCAUUGAAAGACGUUACCGCAGCCAAGGAAUCAAAAUUAGCUUUACAGGAAACCGUUUCGUCAGCAUCAGGAGAUUCUCAUUCUAGUCAUUCGACUCCUCAACCCGAAGGUUAUCUUUCACCAUUUCGUGGAGGUGGACUUUUAAGGAAGCAAAUGUCAGGAAGUGGUGACAGCUUGAGUGCAAGUACAUACAGCUUAGCGGGUAGAGGCAAGAACAUCACUGUGACUGGACAGUUGUAUUUUGGUGUCCGACACAACCAUUUGACGAAUCAGUUGGAGGUGAACAUCAUUGAGGCAAGAGGAUUGGCUCCUGCUAAUUCAAAUGGAACUUCAGAUCCAUACGUGAAGACCUACUUGCUACCUGACAAGUCAAAGGAAAGUAAACGCAAAACACCGGUUCUACGAAAGACAUUAAAUCCAGUCUUUAACAAGACGCUAACGUACAAAAUCAGGAAAGACGACGUUGGAAUGAGACGACUGUGGGUGGCUAUAUACGACUGGGAUCGCUUUGGUCACAACUCGUUCCUUGGAGAAGUCCGUCUCGAUCUUUCAGAGCAUGACCUCACAGCCAGCAUGCCACAGUGGUACGACCUGCAAGAACUGAAUCCGGACGAGGGACUGCCCGUUAAUCGUGGCGAGGUGCUGUUGGCUCUUCGGUUUAUGCCGCAAGCUCUCACAGAGGCUCAACAGUCAAAGAAGAUAAAGAAGAAGAAGGAAUCGAAGGGAGACUUCCAAGUGCUCAUCAAGCGAGCACGAAAUCUCGCCGCCAUGGAUCCCAGCGGACUCUCAGAUCCAUUCAUAAAAUGUUAUUUGCUGCCGGACCGAAGCCGGAGCAGCAAGCACAAGACGAAGACGAUAUUUAGGGAUCUCAAUCCGAUCUGGGAGGAAAUGAUUCAGUACAAAGGCAUCACGUUGGAUGCGUUGCAGCACAGAGUUUUGGAGGUUACCGUCUGGGAUUUUGAUCGAGCAGGAAGCAAUGAUUUUAUCGGCGGCUUGAGGUUAGGCAUGUCUCUAUCUGAAAGGGAUGGUAACAAAAAGAAGUCAGAGCCAUGGAUGGACUCGAACGACGUCGAGUCGGCACACUGGAAAGAAAUGAUGGAGAAUCCAGGCACGUUUAUAGGGAGAUGGCACACUCUGAGGUCAUCGAUGGACCCACAUUAGAACUGAAUCGCUCACUCACGUGCACACACAGUAGGUAUAACGUCAUGGUAAUGAGACUUACUGCUUAGUCUCCAAGUGUUUUCUCUUUUGUCUGUCGUUUAUUGAUUUUUGUGUGUUGGUUUGCAGCACGCUGUGAAUAUUAACUUAUGAAACUUGUA
Molecule: messenger RNA, 4054 nt
Organism: Corticium candelabrum
Lineage: Eukaryota; Metazoa; Porifera; Homoscleromorpha; Homosclerophorida; Plakinidae
Product: synaptotagmin-like protein 2
Exons: 8
Coding region: 126-3896 (1256 amino acids)
Biological process (GO): exocytosis
Cellular component (GO): exocytic vesicle; plasma membrane
Molecular function (GO): neurexin family protein binding
Source: RefSeq, a predicted model, not a curated record